Messenger RNA from Diprion similis, 1913 nucleotides. Its product is annotated as hexosaminidase D-like. The coding region runs from base 220 to 1677 and encodes 485 amino acids. Gene Ontology annotation, biological process: carbohydrate metabolic process. The transcript has 9 exons. NCBI's taxonomy places the organism in Eukaryota, Metazoa, Arthropoda, Insecta, Hymenoptera, Diprionidae. Gene Ontology annotation, molecular function: hexosaminidase activity. The record is from RefSeq and is a predicted model, not a curated record.
UGAAUUGACGACACGUCAUCAACGACGUUGUUUACCACGUGGUUAUUCCCGAUGAUUUCAGCUGAAUAUCGCAAUCAUUAUUUGAGCUGCGAAAUGAACAGGAAUAAAACGAAAUUUGAUAAUUAUGCUGACAUGCGUAAAGAUUUGGUGAUUGGCUUAAUUAUCUGGACAGAGUAAAGGGCUGAAAAAUAAUUCCACGAUGAUACGAAUGUUUCAAAGAUGGACGCUCUAACUUUUGGUUCGCACAGGCUUGUUCACCUUGACCUCAAGGGCGCUCCGCCCCGAGUUUCUUACCUUGAAAAGUUGUUUCCCCUGCUGCGAUCAUGGGGUGCCACUGGACUGCUGCUGGAAUGGGAAGAUACCUUCCCAUACAAUCGAGAAUUGACUCGAAUUGGAAGCCACGGCCCAAGCAGCAUAGCCAACGGUUACACAAUGCAAGAAGCACGACAAAUAUUGCAAAUCGCAGGAGACUCUGGGCUAGCAGUUGUGCCGUUGGUUCAAACUUUUGGCCACAUGGAGUUUGUAUUGAAGCACGAUGAGUGGCGAUCGUUACGAGAAGUUGAGCUGUAUCCAAGUUCGAUGUGUCCUUCAAAUCCAGCUGCAUUACCGCUGGUGAAGUCUUUGAUACGUCAAAUAGUGUCCUUUCAUCCUGACAUACAAUAUUUGCAUAUAGGAGCUGACGAAGUCUGGCACAUGGGAUUAUGUUCAGUGUGUAUAAAAAGAGCUACCGCCAGCAAACAUGGGAAGUCGUCGUUAUUCUUGGAACAUGUUUUGGCUGUCGCGCAACAUGUACAGGAGACAUACCCGUAUUUAAAAGUUAUCAUUUGGGACGAUAUGUUGAGAAACAUAGAUGUGCAGGUUCUAAAUGAACAUUAUAUUGGAAAAUAUGUUGAACCAAUGAUAUGGCAUUAUAAUUCCAGAGAGACCUUUUGUUUGCCAGUAGGUAUAUGGGACAAAUAUAGUGUUGUAUUUUCAAAUAUCUGGGCUGCAACAGCUUUCAAAGGUGCUACUGGAUCCUGUCAACACAUACCUGUAAUUCAACAUCACAUAAGUAACCAUGAACGAUGGCUAGAAGAGUUGAGUACUCAUGUCAACAAAGUUUGUGAAUUUCGUGGAACGGCAUUCACCGGUUGGUCGAGAUAUGAUCACUAUGCCACGAUGUGCGAGCUCCUGCCAACAGCAAUACCAUCUCUGGUGAUGUGUUUAAAAGUCUGGCUACACGGAUAUUCGGAAGAAAGACACCUAGAAGUAGCUAAAAGCUUGGGCUAUGUAGACCAUCCACUUCACAUAGUGCCGCAACAGCGACCAGCUCCUAUACCAAACAAACUGUUAUUCCCUGGAUGGCAACUUGCAGUAGGAAUUGAAUGGUUCCUUAACUUCAGAACCAAGUUUCACCAUGUAGUCGAUAGCGAUCAAAUAGCAACGUGGAUGAAUCCUUGGCAAAUUGCGAACAACUAUACAAAUCCUAUGCAGUUGGGGAGUUUGCUGACGGCUUUGAGCGACUUAUUGUUGGAAUUAUCAUCGUUGGAGGGCUAUAUCCGAGUUCAAAUGGAAGUUAUUUUGUUUCAACCGACCCUGGAAGAAUGGACUGGUACACAUAUUCAUCCCCUGAAGAAUAGAUUGAAACAACUAAAACAAGACGCAGAGAAUCAGUUGAAACACGGCUGUAGGGUGUAAAAAUGAAUUAUACCGCUUGACGAAUUUUAUUAGAAUUGGGUAACUCAAUCACUUGGGGUGCUUCAAAGUAAAAAGACAACCAAAUACCGAAUUCAUUCAAUGAAUUUUAGCGGCUAGUAAGUUGUACAGAAUUAAUUAAGACUGGCCGAAUAAAUGCUUGAACGUGAUAUAUUAUAAGUAUUAAACGUGUCAUGUAAUUAUGAGAGGGGUAAUAAACUGGAUUUGUAAUAAAGAAA